UUAGGUAGGUGAACUGCACUGGACCCUCGCGCAACAGAAAGACGCACAGUGCGUGUCUACAGUUGGGGAAGAAUGUCAGACCUGCAUGCUGCCUGUUCACGUGCGGACGUUGAGAAAGUGUUUGAACUUCUGCGAGGUGGAGCAAAAACAUCGUGCGUGAACGUACGAAUGGAGACGCCUCUCCACGUCGCCUGCGCACUUUCGCGGGACAGGACGGAAGAGAAGAUGGAGAUUGUGAAACAGCUGCUGCUGCAUGACGCGCCGCUGAAAGAGGAGAAUGAGCGCGGGCGAACGCCUCUCAUGCUCGCCUGCGAAACAGCCAGCGCGGAUGUUGCAACCGCGCUGAAAGAAAAUGGAGCGGGCCCCCGCGCGCGUUACCCUGGCAACGGAUCAAGGCUGUACGAGGCGGUCCUGUCGCGGGCUUGCUCUGGCCAGCUGGACAUCAUGCGCCUGCUACUGGAGGCCGGCGCAGACCCCAACGUCGCCGAUACGGAGAGCGGGGAGACGCCGCUGAUGAGGGCGGCUUGGAUUGCCCGUCGCCAUCUUGAAAACAACUCGCGCGCCGCGCGAACAGCCUCGGGAGCCUGA
Priapulus caudatus is the source of this 588-nucleotide messenger RNA. Its product is annotated as ankyrin repeat domain-containing protein 34B-like. Gene Ontology annotation, molecular function: protein binding. The coding region runs from base 73 to 588 and encodes 171 amino acids. The transcript is spliced from 2 exons. The record is from RefSeq and is a predicted model, not a curated record. Lineage: Eukaryota; Metazoa; Priapulida; Priapulimorpha; Priapulimorphida; Priapulidae.